GUGUGUGUGUGUGCAUGCGUGCGUGUGUGUGUGUGCAGAGAGAAUCCUGGGAGGGGAGUUUCUGUCAGUAACUCAGGGAUAAAUAGAGAGGCAGAGCUCAGAGUUUGCCAGAAGGCGGACCUGACAGGGUCACACACAGGACCAAGCAGGAGCAGGACCUCAGCAUUUUUACUUUUUAUUACAAAUGGAGAAACAUGAAGAUGUUCAAUACUGUUUUCAGGACAGAAACUCUUCUUGCAGAAAGGCUUUGCUGUCGACAUCUAUCUACAUAACACUGUACAUCUUCUUCUCAUUGAUUUCAGCAGUUACAGUAUUUUUGAACCUACUGGUGAUCAUCUCCAUCUCUCACUUCAAGCAGCUCCACACUCCAACCAACCUGCUUCUCCUCUCUCUGGCUGUGUCAGAUCUCCUGGUGGGACUGAUUGUGAUACCAGUAAUGACUGUAGCAAUAAUGGAACCAUGCUGGGGUUUUGGGAAAUAUUUCUGUGUGUUUCCGAUCUACAUUGCUUGUUUAUGUACUUCUUUAUCUCUGGGCAAUUUGGUCUUGAUAUCUAUUGACCGCUAUGUUGCUGUGUGUGAUCCCUUAUUGUACCACUCUAAAAUAACAACAACGAGAAUCAUGUGUUGUAUUUCCAUUACCUGGUGUUGUUGUAUCAUAUACCGUGCUGCUAAUAUUACAUACUUUGUAAAUGUACAGGUACCAAGUAGGUGUUUGAAAGAAUGUACUACUGUUGAAGGGUCAAUCUGGGUUAAUUUCACUGAUCUUGUAAUUACAAUGGUUGUCCCGUGCUCUGUUAUUAUAACACUUUAUUUGAAAAUCUUUGUGGUGGCCAGAUCACAGGCCAGAAAGGUAUUUUCAAAAGAGGCUGCUAGUGUCUCUGGUGUUAAAACUGUACAGGCAAAUAAGUCUGAGAGAAAAGCAGCAAAAACUCUAGCUAUUGUCAUUUUCAACUAUCUCCUUUGUUGGAUUCCAUCUCUAUUUGUUUUCUAUUUUUUUUCUUUUUUACGUGAUCAUUUAUUAUCAUAUUUCAUCAGUUUUCUGUCAUUUGUUAAUUCCUUAAUUAAUCCAAUCAUUUAUGCUUUCCUUUAUCCAUGGUUUAAAGUGACAACUAAACUUAUUUUAACUUUGAAGAUAAGAGGUUCAUAGUUCUUAUAAUUUUAUUCCUUAGUUCGGCAAACAUCGGUUUGAUGUGGUUUUGUUCUACAAUUGUUGUAAUUAUUUCAUGUAACAACAUAUCGACAUUUCUGAUCUCAGUGUUGUCAUGAUAGAUACAUGUGGUGUUGAUACAGAAUGAUUUGUCUGGAUUGUAUUGGAAUGACUUGGAGAAGGCAUAAGCUUGUUUUAUAAAAUACAUUGUAGUCAUUGUGGAUUGUGUACUCCAAAUACCUAAGGCUGUGGUUGU
Oncorhynchus mykiss (rainbow trout) is the source of this 1403-nucleotide messenger RNA. NCBI's taxonomy places the organism in Eukaryota, Metazoa, Chordata, Actinopteri, Salmoniformes, Salmonidae. The record is from RefSeq and is a predicted model, not a curated record.